Molecule: messenger RNA, 1244 nt
Organism: Stegastes partitus (bicolor damselfish)
Lineage: Eukaryota; Metazoa; Chordata; Actinopteri; Pomacentridae
Gene: gins2
Product: GINS complex subunit 2
Exons: 5
Coding region: 54-614 (186 amino acids)
Biological process (GO): double-strand break repair via break-induced replication; DNA replication
Cellular component (GO): nucleus; GINS complex
Source: RefSeq, a predicted model, not a curated record
ACAGUUCGCAGAGUGACUGAGGGAAGUUUCAGAAAACAGAAUAACAAACUGCAAUGGAUCCUUCAGAGGUAGAGUUCCUCGCCGAGAAAGAGAUGGUGAAGAUAAUACCGAAUUUCAGCCUGGACAAGAUCUAUUUGAUCGGGGGUGACCUGGGUCCCUUCAACCCCGGACUGCCUGUGGAGGCUCCUGUGUGGCUGGCUCUCAACUUCAAACAGAGACAGAAGUGCAGGAUUGUUCCUCCUGAGUGGAUGGAUGUCGAGAAACUAGAAGAGAUGCGAGACCUUGAGAGAAAAGAGGACACCUUUACGCCUGCUCCCAGUCCGUACUACAUGGAGCUGUCCAAACUGCUGCUGAACCAUGCAUCCGACAACAUUCCUAAAGCAGAUGAGAUCCGCACGCUGGUCAAAGACAUCUGGGACACUCGCAUCGCCAAACUCCGCCUGUCUGCUGACAGCUUCAUCAGUCAGCAGGAGGCUCAUGCCAAGCUGGACAACCUCACGCUGAUGGAGAUCAACACCGUACGAGCGUUCCUUCUGGACUCUCUGAACUGCAUGUUUAAGCUUCGUUCCAACCUGCGGCCCGGCUCCAGUAAGGGACAGUCUCUGGACUAUUGAGCCACGAGGUGGAGGCCUGCUGAGCAGGUCUGGAUCUUUCCUAAAGGACUGGGGUUAAACCUUUGCUCUACGGUGUGUAUUUACUGACCAGUACCCAGAUUACUGAGAAGACUGAAGAAAGAGUUUUACUCACAUGUGCACAAUAUCUGCAGAUAUCCAAUGUGCUGAUAUUUUCCAUCUAAUUUGGGCGAUUUCUGAUGCUGUUACAUGCACGUAUUUCUUUCUCCUAAUUUCAGAGAACAUCGUGUCUCCUGUGGUGGAAUUAACCGACUCUUAUUGUGAUGACAUUUUUCUGUUGUAACUUUUCAAAUGUUCACCUUCGCUGGGAAAAAUAAGAAAAACACUUGCAUGUGAUACAUACCUUGUUUAUUUAUGUGGCCCUCUCAUCUGCCUUUACCAGCCAGCAUGCCACUAUCAUCAUGCAUCCUUGGUUUAGCUCGUCCUUUUAAGGGAUCGUACUUCCUCUGUAGAAGACUUGUGUUAGUUCAUACAUAUUUAAAAGCAGGUAAGUUGGAUCACAGGCCCGUAUUCAAUUUAAGUGAAUUUAUGGUUCUUGCUACAGCCCCCAUUUUUGUAUAUUUUCUUUGUGUGACAAAAUAAAUCUAUUUGUGUAUGUGUCUGGGUGAUAAA